AUGACCAAGAAGCGCAGGGGAAACGGCCGUAACAAGAAGGGACGUGGACACGUCCGCUUCCUCCGCUGCUCGAACUGCGCGCGCGCGGUUGCCAAGGACAAGGCCAUCAAGCGCAACUCGGUCAAGAACAUGGUCGAGGCCGCCGCGGUCCGUGACCUCUCGGAGGCUUCCGUGUACGCCGAGUACGCGCUGCCCAAGCUCUACAUCCGCCUGGUGUACUGCGUCUCGUGCGCCAUCCACGCCAAGAUUGUGCGUGUCCGUUCGGACAAGGUCGGCGCCAUCAACGGCCGCAAGAACCGCGCCCCGCCUCCCCGCGCCAUCUUCAAGGACGGCAAGCGCGUCAACCCUGCCGUCGCGGCCGCCAUUGCCGCCAAGCAGGCCCAGCAGACUGCUUAG
Messenger RNA from Cutaneotrichosporon cavernicola, 396 nucleotides. RefSeq lists its product as uncharacterized. Gene Ontology annotation, molecular function: mRNA binding; structural constituent of ribosome. NCBI's taxonomy places the organism in Eukaryota, Fungi, Basidiomycota, Tremellomycetes, Trichosporonales, Trichosporonaceae. The record is from RefSeq and is a predicted model, not a curated record. Gene Ontology annotation, cellular component: cytosolic small ribosomal subunit; ribosome. The coding region runs from base 1 to 396 and encodes 131 amino acids. The transcript has 2 exons. Gene Ontology annotation, biological process: translation.